CACCGAUUGCCUGACGACCAAGCCUGAGGCCUGCAACCCUGCAGCGGCUAUCCUCUUGCGGCGCGGCCCCUCAUCCCGGCGAGCGCGGCGGCGGUGUGGGCCAUGGAAUAAGGAGGCGGCGGCGUGGGAGGAGGAAGAUGGCGGCCGGCAAGAGUGGCGGUGGAGCUGGGGAGAUUACUUUUCUGGAAGCUUUGGCUAGAUCAGAGUCUAAGAGAGAUGGAGGUUUUAAAAAUAAUUGGAGCUUUGAUCAUGGAGAAGAAAGUGAAGGAGAUACAGAUAAAGAUGGGGCAAAUCUACUCAGUGUAGAUGAAGAUGAGGAUUCUGAACCCUCAAAAGGAAAAAAGUUAAAUCGUCGAUCUGAAAUUGUUGCUACUAGUUCUGGUGAUUUCAUCUUGAAGACAUAUGUAAGACAAAACAAGACUGAAAGCUUUAAAACUUUGAAAGGCAACCCAAUUGGACUUAACAUGUUGAGCAACAAUAAGAAAUUGAGUGAAAAUACACAAAAUGCAUCAUUAUGUUCUGGAACUGUAGUUCAUGGUAGACGUUUUCAUCAUGCUAAUGCACAGAUAUCAGUAGUAAAAACAGCAGCCCAAAGCAGUCUGGACCGAAAGGAAAGGAAAGAAUACCCACCUCAUGUCCAAAAAAUUGAAAUUAAUUCUGUAAGGUUAAAUCGGCCCCAAGGUGUUGAACGUGUAAUGAAGAAGACAGAAGAAUCUGAAACACAACUGGAGCCUGAAAUUAAGAGGAAAGUGCAACAGAAACGUCACUAUAGUUCUUAUCAGUCUACUGCUUCUCUGUCUCCUGCUUCAAAAAAAUGUUUAACCCAGUUAGAGGUUUCUGAACAGCGUGAAUAUUGUCCAAAAUGUGGAAAAGAAAAAGAAAAUCAAACCAAAUGCCAAAGUUGUGGUAUUAAUUUUCCAAAGGAUUUGCAGAGAAAUUGCAGACAAGCUCUAACUUUGAGUGAACCUACUGGACCUUUGUUAAGAACAUCAAUUCAUCAGAAUUCUGGAGGACAGAAAUCACAAAACACAGGAUUAACAAUCAAGAAGUUUUAUGGCAACAGUGUGGGAAAGGUUCCAAUUGAUAUUAUUGUGAAUUGUGAUGGUAGUAGACAGAAUUAUUUACAGACUAAUGGGAAAGUCAUUUUACCUGGGGCAAAAAUAACCAAAAUUACAAACUUGAAAGAAAGGAAAACAAGCGUGUCAGACCUAAAUGAUCCAAUCAUUUUGUCCAGUGAUGAUGAUGACGACAGUGACAGGACUAAUAGAAGAGAGAGCACAUCUCCUCAACCUGCUGAUUCAGCAUGUUCUUCCCCAGCACCAUCCACUGGAAAAGUAGAAGCAGCACUAAAUGAAAAUACCUGCAGAGUAGAGCGUGAACUAAGAAGCAUUCCAACAGAUUUAGAGUUAAACACAGUUACAUUACCAAGAAAAGCCAGAAUGAAAGAUCAGUUUGGUAAUCCUAUUAUCAGCACACCUCUAAAACGUCAUAGAGUGAUUUCUCAAGAAACUUUAGCUGAUCCUAUAUUAAGCUGCCAGAGUUCUUAUGGCAGUGUCAUUCUAAACUGUCGAAGUGUACGAGUAGGAACACUCUUCCAGCUGUUAAAGGAGCCUGUAAUUUUUUGUUUAGAUUUUAUCAAGAUACAGCUAAAAGGAUCUGAAAGGAAUCCUGUAGAGAUUACUUUAAAUACCUCUGAUUUAACUAAAUGUGAAUGGUGUAAUGUCCGAAAAUUACCAGUAGUGUUCCUACAGACAAUACCAGCAGUUUAUCAACAGCUGAGCAUGCAUCUGCAAAUGAAUAAAGAGGAUAAAGUUUGGAAUGAUUGUAAAGGAAUAAAUAAGUUGACAAAUCUGGAAGAACAAUAUAUUAUUUUAAUUUUUCAAACUGGCCUCGAUCCUCAGGCAAAUAUGGUAUUUGAAAGUAUCAUUACUGACAUUGGUAUAAAGAAUAAUGUUUCCAAUUUUUUUGCGAAAAUUCCCUUUGAGGAAGCCAAUAGCAGGCUUGUUGCCUGUACAGGAACCCGUGAAGAGACCAUCAAAGGAAGUUGUGUGCAAAAAGAGAACAAAAUUAAAAAUAUAUCUUUUGAGUCUAAAAUACUACUUCGAAACAAGCAAGAAUUUCAGUUUUUUGAUGAAGAAGAAGAAACUGGAGAAGGCCACACCAUCUUCAUGGGUCCUGUAGAAAAAUUAAUAGUAUAUCCACCACCUCCAGCUAAGGGAGGCAUCUCUGUUACUAAUGAAGAUCUGCACUGUCUAAAUGAAGGAGAAUUUUUAAAUGAUGUUAUUAUAGACUUUUAUUUGAAAUAUUUGGUGCUUGAAAAAUUGAAGAAAGAAGAAGCCGACCGAAUUCAUAUAUUCAGUUCUUUUUUCUACAAACGCCUUAAUCAGAGAGAGAGAAGAAAUCUUCACGAAACAACCAAUCUGUCAAUACAGCAAAAGCGACAUGGGAGAGUGAAAACAUGGACCCGACAUGUAGAUAUUUUUGAGAAGGAUUUUAUUUUUGUACCCCUUAAUGAAGCUGCGCACUGGUUUUUGGCUGUUGUUUGUUUCCCUGGUUUGGAUAAACCAAAGUAUGAGCCUAAUCCUCAUUAUCAUGAACAUACAGUCAUACAAAAAUGUUCAACCGUAGAGGACAGUUGUGUUUCUUCUGCUUCAGUCAACGAAAUGGACAGUUGUGCACAAAACCCUUCUCCCAAGCCUGUAAUUAAGAAGAUGGUAAACAGAAAGCAUUGCAUAGCUGUAACGGAUUCAAGUGCUGGACAAGAAGAAAGUGACCCUCAUUAUCGGAAAAACAUAUGCAGUGUGAAAUGUACUCUGAAAAAAAUAAAUCAUAAUGCAAGUGAAAAUGAUGAAUCAAAUAAAGGAGAAUCUGCUUGCCAGAAAGUUGUUGAUAGGACUAAAAGUGAGAAUGGACUGCAGAAUGAAUAUUUUAGUUCUAUGCACCAUACAGAUGGCUUAAGCAAAAUCAGACUAAACUAUAGUGAUGAAUCAGCUGAAGGUAGUAAAGUGCCUGAAGAUGAGCUCAUUGACUUCUCAGAAGAUCAAGACAACCAGGAUGAUAGCAGUGAUGAUGGAUUCCUUGCUGAUGAUAACAGCAAUUCAGAUUUAGGGCAGUGGCAUUUAAAGCCUACUAUCUGUAAACAACCUUGUAUCCUACUUAUGGACUCACUCAGAGGCCCUUCACGGUCAAAUGUUGUAAAAAUUCUGAGAGAGUAUCUAGAGGUGGAAUGGGAAGUUAAAAAAGGAAGUAAAAGAAGUUUUUCCAAAGAUGUUAUGAAAGGCUCUAAUCCAAAAGUACCACAGCAAAACAACUUCAGUGAUUGUGGUGUGUACAUAUUGCAGUAUGUAGAGAGUUUUUUUGAGAAUCCAGUUCUCAAUUUUGAACUACCUAUGAAUUUGACAAACUGGUUUCCUCCUCCAAGAAUGAGAACAAAAAGAGAGGAAAUCCGAAACAUAAUUUUGAAGCUGCAGGAAGAUCAGAGCAAAGAGAAAAGGAAGCUUAAGGACACUUACUCAACAGAAACAUCUUUAGGUGAAGGCACAGAACAUUAUGUCAACAGUAUCUCAGAUUGACUGUUUUAUGUUGUCAGUUCUGCCUUCAAAAACUGAAUGACUCACCUUUGGCUAUAGACAGUAAAGAACUGAAGUGCUCACUGCUCAGAGUGAUUUGGAAAUGUUAAUGCUUGUAUAAAUGUCAUAUAAUUAAUUCCCAAUGGAGUAUGUAUUAAGUAAAAGUCUGUAAAUAUGUUAAUGAUGCCAAUUUUUCCAGCAUUUAUAAUUAUUUUUUUCACUUGUUAGGAAGCUUUUGUUAUGUAUUUUCUGUUAAUAGUACUUUAAAAGUGCAACUUCUAAAACAAAAUAAAUAAAAAGAAAAUAUUUAUAGGA
Messenger RNA from Choloepus didactylus (southern two-toed sloth), 3884 nucleotides. It is a transcript of the gene SENP6, whose product is annotated as SUMO specific peptidase 6. The transcript is spliced from 24 exons. Lineage: Eukaryota; Metazoa; Chordata; Mammalia; Pilosa; Megalonychidae. Gene Ontology annotation, biological process: regulation of kinetochore assembly; protein desumoylation; regulation of spindle assembly. The record is from RefSeq and is a predicted model, not a curated record. Gene Ontology annotation, cellular component: nucleus; cytoplasm. Gene Ontology annotation, molecular function: SUMO-specific endopeptidase activity. The coding region runs from base 138 to 3572 and encodes 1144 amino acids.